Cyprinus carpio (common carp) is the source of this 4448-nucleotide messenger RNA. Its product is annotated as titin-like. The record is from RefSeq and is a predicted model, not a curated record. Gene Ontology annotation, biological process: monoatomic cation transmembrane transport; retina homeostasis. Gene Ontology annotation, molecular function: protein-containing complex binding; cGMP binding; intracellularly cAMP-activated cation channel activity. Gene Ontology annotation, cellular component: intracellular cyclic nucleotide activated cation channel complex; plasma membrane; photoreceptor outer segment. Lineage: Eukaryota; Metazoa; Chordata; Actinopteri; Cypriniformes; Cyprinidae.
GUAUGUUGAACUGGAUCUCCAACGGUUUUGCAAGCGCACUGCCCCAACCUGCAGGGAGUCCUCUUCUUACGAGAGCCAACCCUGAUACUAAAUCACUUCAGGAUGAAGGUUCUACGGACAGGGCUGGAGUUAUUGGCUGGAUCUCACAAGGAAUUGGAAAGGUGGUCCCGCAGCCUGAUGAGAAACACAUACGGGACGAGACUCCAGAAUCUGAAGAAGUCACAGAGGUUUACGAGGCAAAGGACCUUCCUGAUCAGGAGCCUUUGGCACAUAUACAAGUAGUAGAGCUGGUGUCAGAAGACGAGAUGUCGGAGGUGGAACCAACCGCUCAGUUCCCUCCUAAUGUAAUGAACUGGAUAAAGAGCGGCUUCCAGAACGCUAUACCGCACCAUGUGACCAGACCCCCAAAUUCCAGUUCUUCCACGCCGAGGUCAUCACAGUGCUCAAACAAAGUUUAUUCACCUCCUCCAGAGUCGAUAACCAGCGUGACGGAGAUCGAAUUGAAAACUCCCAGUAUGGUGGGCUGGAUUGUUCAGGGUCUGGGUCUUUCAAUGCCACAAGCGAUGCUUAAAAACAAAGAAGGAUGUUUGGAGGACGGGAAGAUUGUGCAAAAUGGCAGUGCUCGGUCAGCUCCUGCAGACCUUGUUCUUGAGGAGAUUGACUCUGAAGAUGAGGCUCAAGAAAAAACAUGUUCAGCAACAAACUCAUUGCCAAAUUCACAAACUCAGUCCCAACCACAAACACCUUGGUCGCCGGAACAAUCUCUUCCACUGAGUGUCACCACACCAGCACAAAUAGAACUGGAGGACGCAGAGACCCAAACCGCACGAUGGACGCCCAUGAUCGAGAACAUCAGAAGAGAGGCGGAGGACACCGCCAUAUUAAUUAUGGAGGAACGGUUGAUACAGGAGCGUCUGGCGAUGGCUCGAAUGGCAGAAGAGGUGGCACGGCAGACAGCAGAGAUGGCUGUCAGGGAGUUGGCACAGGCCCGGUUCGCCAUUCAGACCAUUGCAGAAGAGCCAGAAGAUGCUGAUCAAGAGUGCACACGUCUGUGGUUGCUCCAUCAUGCGAAAAUUGUGCUUAUGUGUCAAGUACCUUCAGUUAAGGAGUUUCUUCCAGAAGGACAAGAGGCAGAGGCUGUAGACACUUCGUUCACUGUUCAAACCCCUGUGGAGGAGUUCAAGUCCUCUUCACCUCUACAGGAGGAACCAGAGCCUGAGCCUGAACCUGAAUCUGAGGAGCUUCAAGAGGAGGAGGAGCCCAGGGACUCAAGUGAAGCCGAAGAAGAACCUGAGCCGAUCACUGAGCAACCUCAGUCCAUUACCAGCACCUCUGUCUCACGAACUGAUUCACCGGUGGAGAGUACAGCUCCUGAAGAGGAAAGCAGUGUCCCUUCCAGAUGUGAUGUGCUGAAGAGAUGUUUCAUGCGUGUACCAUAUGCGCCACAGGCCCUUGACAACUUCAACCAGUUCCUGAAAGACAUUGACGUCACUUUGCCCAAAGUGCCUUCCAUGCCCAAUCUGCCCCCUGCUCUCUCUCAAAUCACCCAACAGCUGCCGUCACUCCCUCCUCAACUGACACAGCUACCGCAACAAAUUUCCCAGCGAUUCUCCAAAAUCACCCCACAAUUCCCAAACCAGACGCAUUUUAGUGCUCCUCAUUUUCCCAGCCUCCCCGUGCAGUUAUCCAGCCUCCCACACCAGCUGUCCAACAUUCCGCAACAAAUUUCAAACCUCCCGCAAAAGGUAUCCAACUUUCCACAAAGACUGACCAGCAUUCCACAGUUUCCCAUCCUUCCGCAAAAGGUCUCCAACAUUCCGCAACAACUCUCCAGCAUUCCACAAAAAAUAUCCAGCAUUCCACAAAAGAUAACCAGCAUUCCACAGAAGAUAUCCAGCAUUCCACAGUGUGCCCAGCAGUGCUACUCUAACAUUCAGAGCCGUCUCAACAAACUUAAGCCGGAACAGGAUGCCCAAGGAGCAACCGCAAAGAGUAGGGAUCUGGAGUUGGACCGUCUUGUCCACCAGUCCCCGCUCCAUUCCCCCCGUACCCCUUCACCCUCUUCCCCAAGCUCCGUCCUAGACUUACCCAAUGUGCCCUCUUACCCCCGUCUGCCACCCAUCACCCCUUCCAGGCAGUUGUCAGGUGUCUCCAACCCUGCUUUCCACAUUGAGGACGACCCCACCUCUGCUAGACCCUCAGUGAGCUCCAGACUGAGUGUGCAUCCGGCCGUGAAUGUUGAAGAUGUCGACUCGGACCGAGGGAAAGGAGGAAGACGAUCUCGCCCCAUACCACCAAUAAUAAACCCACAGGACCCUAACCUCAAAACCCUCACCGUCCCUGGUGCCCGUAAAGCCAAUCGGACCAGUGUAUGCAGAGACAGAAAACAACAGACAAUUUGGACCAAGAUCAAGAGACUUUACUCACAAGAUGAUGAGGAAGAAGAGGAGUUAGAAACUGCAGUCCGGGCCUGGCCAAGCCAGACUAGCAUCUCAAGUGCAGAUGACGGGCUAAAUCAACGGCCAGCCUCUUCAGCCAGCCAAACUAGUACUGUAGUAAAUGAGAGGUUACAGGAGCUGGUCAAGCUAUUCAAAGAGAGAACAGAGCGAGUCAAAGAAAAGCUGAUUGAUCCAGAUAACUCAGAUGAUGAAACACCACCUGCCUCCCCAGCUAAGCAAGCUCCAGCUCCUCCUCCUCCUCCUGAACCUCCAGCAGAGCAGAAAACAGAGCAGGGGGUAUCCGAGGCCUCUGAUGAGAAAGAAGAGGAGAAAACAAAGGUCCUGUGCUGUAAAGUGAAACCUCAGUCCAAGAUUGGUCGGCUUCUGCAGUACCGUUUUCCAUCCAGCAUCGACCCCUUCACCAAUCUGAUCUACGUACUUUGGCUGUUUUGCGUGUCUUUGGCGUUUAACUGGAACGUGUGGAUGAUUCCUGUGCGUUGGGCAUUUCCAUAUCAAACACCGGAUAACAUCCAUGUUUGGCUGUUGAUUGACUAUUUAUGUGAUGCCGUUUACAUACUGGACAUCCUGGCUUUUCAACCCAGACUGCAGUUUGUGCGUCAUGGAGACCUUGUGACCGGCAAGAAAGAGAUGAGAGAUAAUUACAUCAAAGCUGUACGAUUCAAGCUGGAUGUGGUCAGUCUGCUUCCUCUGGAGCUCCUCUACUUCAAAACAGGGAUUAAUCCACUUCUUCGCUUACCCAGGAUCCUGAAGUUCAUGUCUUUCUUUGAGUUCAACAAGCGUCUAGAAGCUAUACUGACCAACGCUUACGUUUACAGAGUUAUUCGAACCACCACCUACUUGCUGUAUGCCGUCCACUGCAAUGCAUGUCUGUACUACUGGGGCUCUUCAUAUGAAGGUCUGGGUUUCUCAGACUGGACCUAUGAUGGGACAGGCAAUAGUUAUUUUCGCUGCUACUACUUUGCUGUGAAGACUUUGCUGACCAUUGGUGGUCUGCCAGAACCCACAACACUUUUUGAGAUUGUGUUCCAGCUCAUCAAUUACUUUAUUGGAGUGUUUGUGUUCUCCAUCAUGAUUGGUCAGAUGAGAGACGUUGUUGGUGCAGCGACUGCAGCUCAGACAAAGUAUCGCUGUGUGGAUAACACAGUGAAGUACAUGGCCUCCUACCGCAUCCCUAAAGAUGUGCAGAACAGAGUGAAAACCUGGUACAGCUACACAUGGCAGUCCCAAGGCAUGCUGGAUGAACAAGAGCUAUUAGAUCAACUACCCGACAAGAUGAGGCUGGAUAUAGCAGUGGACGUCAGCUACAACAUUAUAAGUAAAGUGCCACUCUUCCAGGGCUGUGAUAGACAGAUGAUCUUUGACAUGCUGAAGAGGCUCAGAUCAGUGGUGUACCUUCCAGGAGACUAUGUCUGCAAGAAGGAUGAAGUGGGUCGUGAGAUGUACAUUAUAAAGGCAGGGGAAGUCCAGGUAGUUGGUGGUCCCGAUGGAAAGACAGUCUUUGUGACCCUGAAAGCAGGAGCUGUGUUUGGAGAGGUCAGCUUGCUUGCUGUGGGUGGAGGAAACCGGCGGACAGCUAAUGUUGUAGCACGUGGUUUUGCUAACCUCCUCAUCUUGACCAAAAAGGACCUGAAUGAGAUCAUGGUGCACUAUCCAGAGUCCCAGAAACUGCUGCGAAAGAAAGCCAGGAAAAUGGUGAUGAAGGAUAAAAAGCCUGCUGAGAAGAAAGAGGAAGAAAAGGAGCCCAUCCCGAUUAUUCCUCCUCGUGCCGAGACGCCCAAACUGUUAAAAGCUGCGCUGGAGAUGACAGAGAAAACAGGAAUGAAAGGAACAUGGUCCAAACUUGCAGUCCAUGAAGCACACUCAGAUCAAGACGCAGACACUCUGUCUCAGAUAUCAGACAGUUCAAUGCAAAUCCCCACGACCCCCACUGGCGCUGGAGACAGGAAUGCAUUUGCUGAAGAGGGCCCAGCAGAGGAGGAAAUUAAAUAG